AUGAGAAAACAUUACGCAAGCUUAUUUCUUUUAGCAGUGAUAGCCGUCGCUGUUGCUUAUCCCAUUUUCCUAUCCAAGGUUUCAAAAGAACUAUCAUGGCUUCAUUUUCGAUCUCCAUGGACCCGGACUUCACCCCUUCCUGCCAGUGAGGCCAAAGAAUUCAUACAUCUAGAAAGGAUUUCGGACGACGAAUCCAUUACGAGAAGAGGUAAGACCCGGGACGAAAGCAUGGAGAUGGUCGAAGCUGGUCUUGCUAGAGCUAGAGCUUCAAUACGAGACGCCAUGUUAAACUCCAAUGCCGACUACUUGGAAGGCGACAUUUACCGGAACCGACAUGCAUUUCACCGGAGUUAUAUGUUAAUGGAAAAGAUGUUCAAGGUUUUUGUAUACGAAGAAGGGGAGCCGCCAUUAUUUCACUACGGAUCUUGCAAGGACAUAUACUCCACGGAAGGGCUGUUCUUGAGCUUAAUGGAACAGGAUAUGACGUAUCGAACGUGGGAUCCUAACGAAGCUCAUGUUUAUUUUCUUCCUUUUAGUGUCGUGAUGAUACUCAAGCACCUGUUCGAUCCUGUUAUCCGCAGCAAAGCUGUGAUGGAACGGACAGUUGUCGAUUAUGUUCGGAUCAUAUCGAACAAGUAUCCUUAUUGGAAUCGAAGCAUUGGAGUCGAUCAUUUCAUGCUCUCUUGCCAUGAUUGGGGGCCAAGGGCAACCUGCUAUGUGAAAGAACUAUACUACAAUUCCAUCCGAGUUCUAUGCAAUGCAAAUAUUUCAGAAUAUUUCAAUCCGAAGAAAGACGCAUCACUUCCAGAAAUCAACCUAAGAACAGGGAAGAUCACGAAUCUAACGACGAGUUCGCCUCCAUUGAAUUGGUCGAUCUUAGCGUUCUUUGCCGGCAACUUAUACCACGGAAAAAUAAGGGCAAUUCUAUUUAAGCAUUGGGAGGGAAAAGAUAAAGACAUACAAAUAUACGGAACACUCCCACAAGGGCUUUCCUAUGCUGAAAUGAUGAAGAGCAGCAAAUUUUGCUUAUGUCCGAGCGGGCACGAAGUUGCAAGUCCGAGAAUUGUGGAAUCGAUCUACGCCGAAUGUGUUCCGGUGAUACUAUCAAAAAAUUAUGUUCUUCCCUUCAGUGAUGUUCUUAAUUGGGACUCGUUUUCGGUCGAAGUUCCGAUGAGCGAAAUGGCGAACUUGAAGAACAUUCUUAUGGGAAUAUCUGAAGAAAAAUAUACAAGGAUGGUGAAGAACGUUAAGGAAGUACAGAGGCAUUUCUUGGUGAAUGAUCCUCCCAAGAGAUACGAUGUGUUUAACAUGAUAAUUCAUUCCAUAUGGCUUCGUAGGUUGAAUAUACGAAUUUACAGUUGA
This is a messenger RNA of Hibiscus syriacus, 1362 nucleotides long. RefSeq names its product probable glycosyltransferase At3g07620. The transcript is spliced from 4 exons. Gene Ontology annotation, molecular function: glycosyltransferase activity. Lineage: Eukaryota; Viridiplantae; Streptophyta; Magnoliopsida; Malvales; Malvaceae. The coding region runs from base 1 to 1362 and encodes 453 amino acids. The record is from RefSeq and is a predicted model, not a curated record.